Messenger RNA from Brassicogethes aeneus, 1612 nucleotides. Lineage: Eukaryota; Metazoa; Arthropoda; Insecta; Coleoptera; Nitidulidae. The record is from the annotation of a GenBank genome assembly.
AUGCCCGUUAACAACGGCGAGAUGUAUAGUUCCUGCGUUGUUUCCGAUUGGAAUGGCGGACAUGACAGGGUAAAACGUCAACUGAGCGUUUCUUCUGACAGCAAGUUGCUCGAUGACGACAUCAGAGAGGAGACUAAGGUGAUACUGAGGCCGAAAAAACCGCCUCGACCAAAAUCAGAAGUUCUCCUCAACCAGGGCACGGAUCACAGACGAACCAAGCGAUUCUCGGCAUUCGGGGGCGAUUCUCCAUUUGGCAAAACUGAGGCAUACAUCAAACUAGAGCAAUUAGGUGAAGGGUCUUAUGCUACUGUGUAUAAAGGAUUUAGCAAUUUACAGAACCAGGUGGUGGCCCUGAAAGAGAUCCGGCUUCAGGAGGAGGAAGGCGCCCCCUUUACGGCGAUCCGCGAAGCUUCCCUGCUGAAAGAACUGAAACACGCCAACAUCGUUACGUUGCACGACAUCGUACACACUAGAGAGACACUCACUUUUGUUUUUGAAUACGUUCACACCGACUUGUCGCAAUACCUGGAACGGCACGGCGGCGGUCUGGAGGCGCGCAACGUGCGCCUGUUCCUGUUCCAGCUGCUGCGCGGCCUGGCCUACUGCCACAAGCGGCGCGUGCUGCACCGCGACGUCAAGCCGCAGAACCUGCUCAUCAGCGAGCAGGGCGAACUGAAGCUGGCCGACUUCGGCCUGGCGCGCGCCAAGUCCGUGCCGAGCCACACGUACUCGCACGAGGUGGUCACGCUGUGGUACCGGCCGCCGGACGUCCUGCUGGGCAGCACGGAGUACUCCACGUCGCUGGACAUGUGGGGCGUCGGCUGCAUCUUCGUCGAGAUGAUCACCGGGAUGGCCAUCUUUCCCGGCGUCAGGGACACCUACGACCAGCUCGAUAAGAUUUUUAAGGUUUUGGGCACCCCAGUCGAAGACGAGUGGGCGGGAGUGUCGCAGCUGCCCGGCUACAAGCAGCACCGCAUCGGGCAGUAUCGCGCGCGCCGUCUUGGCCUCACGUGGCCCCGGCUGCACGACGUGCUGCACGGCGAAACGAUGGCGACUGCGCUGCUCCAGCUCGACCCGACCAAGCGCCUAGGCGCAGAGGAAGCCAUGGUGCACGCCUAUUUCACCGAUUUGCCUAAGAAGUUACUCGAACUGCCAGACGAUGUUUCAAUAUUUAGCGUCGAAGGUGUACAGCUGUAUCCGGAACAAUACUCCGGGAUCAAAUGAGGGUUACCAACCUCGCUCAGGAAAAAGUUCACCGUGCACCGAUCAGUGACCAUUAUUUAGUCAUAACCUACACACACUAUCCCACCAUGCAUACCACCUUUUAACACACUUUUCUUGAACUGUUUCCUGCGUUAUCUACUUGAAAUUACGUCAUACGAUUUAAACGGUGUGCAAUAAUUAAUUAUUUAGCAUUUUUAGUAGCAAUUGACCUUUUAUACAAACUAAAGACUGUUUUUCUUAGACAAAUUUUUGACUUCUGAACGGAAAUGACGUCCAAUCGGCAACGAAUGUCUUUUUUCAAACCAUUCGGAACUCGCGUAGUAAAUGAUGAACAAAUUUCGCAAGGUGUGUGAUUUUUUUCAAUUUUUUAGGAUUUAGUUACCCUGCC